AUGACCGCCAUCUUAGACAGUUUGGAGUCCACACCCACCGACGACUCUGCGGCAGAUGACGACAAGACAAAGGACAAGCCAGCUGACGAUUCCGCGGCAGAUGACGACAAGAUAGAGGGCAAGCCUGCUGAUGACGUACAGGAAUGUCAGCUGACCCCGGAGCAAGAGGAGGAGCUUGAAGAUCUACUGGAGGCGGAGCUUGGGGCGGAGCUUGAAGAAGAGCAGGAGGCGGAGCUUGAGCAGGAGGCGGAGCAGGAGGCGGAGCUUGAAGCAGAACAGGAGGCGGGGCUUGAGCAGGAGGCAGAGCAGGAGGCGGAGCAAGAGGCGGAGCUUGAACAGGAGGCGGAGCUAGAGCAGGAGGCGGAGCUUGCCAAGUACUUGGAGAAUGAGGAGGCUGCAGAGCAGCUGGGGGAAACCACAGACGCGCUGCCUUUGGAGGUCGAUCUUGAGUGA
Messenger RNA from Aplysia californica (California sea hare), 453 nucleotides. RefSeq names its product tripartite motif-containing protein 44-like. Lineage: Eukaryota; Metazoa; Mollusca; Gastropoda; Aplysiida; Aplysiidae. The transcript has 2 exons. Bases 1 to 453 code for a protein of 150 amino acids. The record is from RefSeq and is a predicted model, not a curated record.